AUGCUACAGAAUGAAAGAGUUGUUGCAAACAAUUACAAACCUACAAUUCAUGAAGAUACAAAUUCAGUGGAACUCCGAGUUGUCACGUCAUCUAGGAAACAAAUCAUCGAAGGUUUCGGCGGAUCGGUUACCGACGCCGCUGCCAUCAACUGGCGCACGCUGUCGGAUGCUACACAGCAGCGAUUAAUCGAUUCAUACUACGGUCCCGAAGGCCUAGAGUACAACAUGAUGCGAGUUCCAAUUGGGGGCGCUGACUUCUCGACUCAUCCAUAUACUUACAAUGAGUUACCCUGGAACGAUGGUGCUUUGACUAACUUCUCACUCAGCCCGGAAGAUCUAUUCUAUAAGCUACCCAUGAUUAAAAUGGCAAAGCUGGCAGCGACUGAUAAUAUAAAAAUAACCGCAAGUACGUGGUCACCGCCAGUUUGGAUGAAGACGAAUGAAAAGAUCACUGGUUUCGGACGACUGAAAUCCGAGUUCUACCAAGCUUAUGCUGAUUACCAUUUACGUUUCAUUGAGGAGUACGACAAGGCAGGUGUCAAGCUCUGGGCAGUAACCACUACCAACGAACCAAUCAACGGCAUCGUGCCUCUAGUGAGAUUCAACUCUCUGGGCUGGCUACCAUCACAUCUCGGUCGAUGGGUCGCGAACAAUUUGGGACCAACGAUAAGAAAUUCCCGCUUUAACGACACUCUGAUCCUAGCUGUCGACGAUCAGCGAUACAUCUUAUCAUUCUUCUUGAGUGGUAUGGAAAGAGGAGAUCCUAAGUCUAUUGAAUACAUCGAUGGAAUAGCAAUACAUUAUUACGGGAACUACGUGCCGGCGACUAUUUUGUCGACAUUACAAGAAAAAUAUCCCAACAAAAUACUCUUAUCAACAGAAGCUUGUGAAGGUGCGAUGCCCUGGCAUCUCGACAAGGUCGAAAUCGGCUCGUGGAGGCGUGCUGCUAGUUACAUCCGCAAUAUCCUAGAGGAUUUGAAUAACUUCGUGGUCGGGUGGAUCGACUGGAACCUGUGCUUGGAUAAAAAUGGCGGUCCAAAUUGGGCGGACAAUUUCGUCGAUGCGCCGAUCAUAGUUUAUGGGGAUGCCGACGAAUUUGUGAAGCAGCCGAUGUACUACGCUCUCGGUCAUUUUUCUAAAUUCAUCCCACGCGGAUCUCGAGUCUUAGAAGUUUCAAGUUUGAGUGCUACGACGAUGGAUAACAUAGCUGUUCUUACUCCGGAUGGCAAUGUAGUUGUUGUUCUUCACAAUACUGAAUCAUUCGAGUUAAAUGUCCGUGUUUGGAUAAGUAGUAGCAGAUACAUCAAUCUCUCUUUGGAACCUGAGUCCGUAAAGACUGUCGAAAUCAACCACAAUUUAUAA
Messenger RNA from Parnassius apollo (apollo), 1362 nucleotides. NCBI's taxonomy places the organism in Eukaryota, Metazoa, Arthropoda, Insecta, Lepidoptera, Papilionidae. The record is from the annotation of a GenBank genome assembly.